AUGUUGCGUGAUCGUGGUCGAGGGCUCGCGAUGAUGCGCGAGGAUGCAGCGUGCAGAUGUGCGAGGUGCGUGGGCGGGGCGAUGCUGGCGCUGGAGGAUGCGAAGGUUAAUGAGAUUGAGCAUGUAAAACACUUAGAACAAGUGUUUAGAGUCUUGAUAUCCAAAUGUUUAUAUGGAAACUUAGAAAAGUAUCAUUUCUUUUCUAGUCAAGUUGUUUUCCUAGGCUUUAUUGUAUCUAGUGAAUGGAUCAAAGAAGAUGAUAAGAAGGUUCAAGCAAUCAAGGAGUGGCCUACUCCUACCUCUAGGCAACAAGAUCGAAGUUUCCAUGGACUAGCCUCCUUCUAUAGAAGGUUUGUUCGAAAUUUAAGUGCCAUUAUGACACCUAUAACUGAGAUUACAAAGAUGAAAAAGUUUGAAUGGAACCAUGAAGCUCAUAAGGCAUUUGAAGAGGUAAAAGCUCAACUCACUAGUGCUCCUAUUCUAGCUUUGCCUAACUUCAAUGAGGUUUUUGAAGUUGAAUAUGAUGCAUCUGGUGUGGGAAUUGGAGUUGUGCUUUCACAAAAUGGUAGGCCUUUGGCUUACUUUAGUGAAAAAUUGAAUGAAGCAAAAUGA
Messenger RNA from Beta vulgaris subsp. vulgaris (sugar beet), 612 nucleotides. RefSeq lists its product as uncharacterized. The transcript is spliced from 2 exons. NCBI's taxonomy places the organism in Eukaryota, Viridiplantae, Streptophyta, Magnoliopsida, Caryophyllales, Amaranthaceae. The record is from RefSeq and is a predicted model, not a curated record. The coding region runs from base 1 to 612 and encodes 203 amino acids.